AAUGCGGACUUCGCGAUGUCGCCGAAGAGGAAGGGCGACAGGCGCAGGGGCGUCGUUAGCGUCGCAACGGGCAAAACGUCCGCGACCAACUCGCUGGACUGGGACUCGCCGUCCACGAAGACGGGCACCGUCAAGCGGCGUCCGCCGUCCGGCGAAUGCGACGAGUUCGCCGACAUGGACGGCAAAUACGGCGACAGGUCGAUCUAUGAGCCGAUGUCGCCUCUAGAGAAAAACGGUGACAAAAAAGUUCCUCUUCAAGCCUUGAAAAGCUUCGAAAGACCUUUGCCACCUGAACAUUAUUAUGAGCCACUGAAAUCAAACCUUCACCUACCAGAUUUAGCACUCAAAACUCAAAGUGACCUAGUGACUAGUGAAACUAACAAUAUAGUGGAUGAGUUUGCUGAAAAGUGUGGGAAGUACAGUGACAGAACAAUAUAUGAGCCAAUGUCACCACUUGAAAAAAAUGGCGAUAAGAUAGCAGUGCAACGUCGCACAAAAAUACCCGGAUACGUGCCGUACCACGAACGGAGCCACCGUCUCUCCAGACAGUCGCUUUGUGAACGGACCGGACCGGAACACGGGGACGUUUCCGGUAAGGCGAAGAACGCGAGGGACGGCCUGAAAUGGCUCUCGUUUAACGAACGGGACGCGUAUCAGAUCGGCACUUCCAAAGUUGAAAAUUUAGACGAUGCGAGGAGCAUAGAGGGAAAUGGGCCGACCAUCAAAAGGGAGGGCAUCUAUAAAACUGGCAAAGUGUCUGAUUCGGAUUCCGGGAUUGCCUCACCUUUGUCACCUGGUUCGGUUUACGGUUUCCUGGGCUACCCGGACAGGAACAACUGUUGUUCGUUCAGGAAAGACGUCGAGACAUACGGCAGAUUGGAAAGUCGCCAGGAAUGUCUGUUCCUUCCCGAACAAGUGCAGAUCUACACGGACUGGGCGAAUCACUACUUGGAGAAGGCCCGGAGCAAAAAGCGCGUCAAUUCCCUGGCGACAGACUGCAGCGACGGAGUCCUGCUGGCCGAAGUCAUCGAGUCCGCCACUUGCCAGAAAAUUCCGGACAUCAAUAGGAAGCCCAAAACGCCUUCUCAAAUGUUGGACAACAUCAAUUUAUGUUUGAACGUACUGAAAAGCCAACAUGUGUCCGGCGUGGAGAGCGUCUCAGCCCAGGAACUGAGAGAUGGGAAGCUGAAGGCGAUCCUCGCUCUAUUCUACGCUCUAUCUCGACACCGGCACGCUAAAGUCAGGGCCCAACACCACAUACAGCAGGACAUGACGCCUAACAGGUCUUCAGCAAUUCCUCACAAGGGAGGAAGUGCAAUACCAUUGCCAGGAUCAGCAAUACCAGCUAGGAGAUGUCCUCCGGAUAAAGUAAGGCCAGUGGCCAGCUCCAGCAGGGCUGGCAGCCCCGCCAUGUCCAUGAUACCAAGAGGAUCACCUGCUGGUACUCAAAUAUCAAGCCCGUACCAAACUAACGGGCAACAAAAGAAUUCGAUGUUGGACAAGCUGAAGCUCUUUAAAAGCAACGAAAAGCCGGUGAGCUCCACCAACGGUAAACGCACCAGCUCAAGCAGUGGUGUGUCGUCAGCUCGAAGCGAACGCAGCGACAGCAGCGCCAGCAUCGAGCCCUCGGUGGACCUAAAGCCGGUACGCAACACCUCCAGGCUCCAGCAAGCCAGACCGAAGAAGGCCACACCGUCGAAGAACAGCCCGAGCAGCGGCAAGAAGGAGAUCGCCAACGGGCAGGCCAAGCCGUCGAAAACGGCGUCCGACGUGGAGAAGCACGCUCACAAAGUGGCCAACCUUCCGGCAACCAAGCUGGCCGAGCCCAAGGUACGCGUGUCUUCUGGUAAGCCGUCGGAGGUGGGUGUUAAAAAUCACCACCCACCGAGCAACAUACCCACGCACAACGUGCAACAUGCACCUGGCACGGGUAUUCCGAAACCGACCGCGGCCAUCAAGGGUACCAGCAAGGUGGCGCGUAGCGAGGACAAGUGCGUUGCGGCGAUCAAGUCGCCGCCGUCCGGGCUCUCCCGGGAGAGCUCCCAGAACAACAUAUCACACAAGCCAGCCGUUGCCUUAGUGUCGCCGAUGAAAAAUGACAAGGAGAACCAGCUGUCCGAGAGCAGCCACAGCGCCUCCACGGGACACCACAGCAACUCCAGCGAGAGCAGCGUCAUUUACAAGCCUUCGAGUGAAAGUGGCUCCGAACACCACAACAUCAUCCCCAAUCGCAAGGAGCCCUUGCAAUACAUAUCAGAUGCGGAGCAGACUCCACCACCUCCUCAACCCAUCACCUCGGACCCGGUGAAGGAGAAGCCUGACACUCCGGAGAAGCAGGAGCACGAGAAGCUGUCCCCGAGUGACGACAACAAAAACAUAUCACCCAAACGAUUCGACCACAUAGACGCAACGCGUAAGGUGCUAAACAACAUCCAGGAGGGUCCCCAGGCCGAGGACGACAACGCGCCGAUUAGCAUCGAACCGAUGCGUCCCCUCCUGAGGGGCUACUGCAGCACUCUAACCCUGCCAUCUAGACCGCGACACUAUCAAAGGGUGCAGCCGGACGUCGGGUCGGAUUACUGCGAAAUCUCCCUGGCUAAUGGCUAUUUGUCCGACGGUGAGGUCCUGCGGACGACCAACGGUCUGGACAUUUGCGAUGGGUACAUGUCGGAAGGUGGCUCAGUUUUGUACGCCAGGAGGCUGCAAACCAUGCCGGCUCACAUCCCUAAUGGAGCACCCCGUCUCAACUCCGGCCUCACCGUGUUGACGGAGCAGACGUCGGGCGGCGGCGGACGGAGGGGCGGAUCGCGCGAAUCGCCGCCGCCGCCUCCGGCACCGCGGGCCGCCUCCAAGUCGUCGAGCCGCAGUGUCAACGGCGCCCUCCCGCUCCAGGAGUCGAAGCACCACGGCCACGGCGGCCACCAGUGGAAGCGUUACACCGACUCGCCGGGGGUGGGCAGCCCGCCGCCGCCGCCGCAGCAAGCGCCUCCGGCGCCGGCACCGGCCAGUCCGACGGCGUCGCGACGUGAACGCCGUUCCAGUCCGCACGGCGGCAAGGACAAGUCCAGUAAGGGUGUGAGGGGGGUGCCGCAGAGUUUCGGCUACGUGAAGAGGAGCGCCAACGGGGUUAACGGCACCGCCAACGGGUCGGUUCCCGUUCAAGUGAUACAGAACCAGUCCGGAAAAACAGCGUCCGUAUCGGCGGUGCCGAGGACCAAAGUCAAAGUUUCUGGGGGCACGCAAACCUGCUCCAGCGAUCUUCAACAACAGCAGCAGCAGCAGCAACAACAACAACAGCAAUCACACAAAGCCAAUCCUCCGCAAUUCAAGAGCUACAGCUUGACAGGGAAUGCGGCUUCACAGCUAAGCCAGUCGGUUAGGGAACGACUGAUGAUGGGGUCGCAAAGCUUACCGAAGGGUGCCGGACAACACGACUACGGCCUCAUUCUCCGGCACCAGGCCAGACCUAAGGCCAGCGACGGUUCCUUGUCCGACACCCAAGCCAUCGAUAACAGCAGUCCUUACGCCCCUUGGUUGAGGCACAGUAAUACAUAUUCGGUUGCUCCGAGGUUGUCGGAAACUGAUAGUAUGGAAAGUCUGACGAGUUUGCCGGGUCACAGAAGCAGCCUGACACACGCCAGGCUGUUGAGGGAUUCCCCGUCUCGACUUAGUCGAAGUAACAGUAUCAGCUACCUCCGAGAACGGACUUUUCCAAGGUCGACUAAAAGUGAAAAGUUGUACCCGUCAAUGUUGCACAGGAACAACACGGAACCGGAAACGGAACCGUACUAUUGCCUUCCGAUCGGAGCAAUAAGCCAUUGGUCUCAGCCCACCAGUCCGGCGCCCGGAAACGGCCGGAGCUUCCCCUUGUCACCGACACUUUCCAACACCCCCAGGCACAGCAUACCCAAAAACGAUGAAGUGCACGGCUCCUCGAUCAGUUUGGUGUCCACAGCGUCCAGCUUGUACUCGUCAGCUGAAGAGAAGCAAGCCCACGAAAUACGGAAGCUCAGAAGAGAGCUGAUCGAAGCCCAGGAAAAGGUGCACACGCUGACGUCCCAGUUAAGCACAAACGCUCACGUCGUCUCAGCCUUCGAACAAAGUUUAACGUCGAUGACGCAAAGGUUGCAGCACCUCACCGCCACGUCGGAAAAGAAGGACAGCGAACUGGCGGAACUGAGGACGGCCAUGGAGUCCCUACGUGCGCAGUCCAUACAGGCGGGAAUCGGCACGGGUUUGGCCCGCCAACCGUCCUCGGACAGCGUGUCCAGCCUGUCGUCCGCCUGCAGCCUCGACAAGCACGACAAGAAAAAGAAGAAGGGGUGGCUGCGCAGCUCGUUCACCAAAGCCUUCUCGCGCAACGCCAAGGUCACCAAGGUGCAGUGUCAGAACGAAGGGGAACAAGAGCGUGGCACCACUCCUCCACCUCCAGCACCCACGGACCAUGGGCAGGAGGUGGCGGAGCUGCAGAAGCAGCUUAGGGAGAAGGACUUGGUGUUGACGGAUAUCAGGUUGGAGGCCCUAAGUUCGGCACACCAGUUGGAGAGUCUGAAGGACACCGUGAUGAAGAUGAGGAGUGAAAUGCUGAGCCUAAAGCAAAACAACGAGAGGCUGCAGCGUAUGGUUAGUGGCGCCACCAAUUUGCCCACUGACAUCAAUCAGGAAACGACUGCCAGAACCAGCAACAGCAUCGACGCACUGUGCGAUUUGAUUCCUACAGAGGAGCCGGCGCCGGAUGUCGCUGAAGAUGGCAAAAGGAUAGCCAUUUCCGUUUACCUAGGGCAGCCUCAAAGCUUCGACAAAUACUAUAUAGAACACUAUACUUAUGAUGGAAUAUGUGAUAACGCUACUACUGAAAUAUCGAUAGCCCACACGAAUAUUGGAGCCUCAACGUCUUGGGCCCAACUAGAUAACGCCGUACGAAGAGCCUUCAAGCAAUACGUAGCCAGGCUAGAUCCUGGCGGGGGACUUGGACUAGGGAGCGACGCCAUAGCCAGUUACAAACUGGGCGAAGCCGAACGGAAGCCCGAUUCAGGUCCUCCAGACCUAUUGCCGGUAGGUUAUGCCAUUGGCAGAGUGUCAACGCUGCACGUCGUGUUACAACCUGUGGCGGCCUUAGCUUUUGAAGCUUUAAUACCCAAAGGAGUAGCACAGAGGUUAGUGUCCCUAUUGGCUGAGCACCGACGGUUGGUUCUGUGCGGGGCGCCAGGAACUGGGAAGACACACCUCGCCACCAGGUUGGCGGAGUUCCACGCACAAAGUCUGGGACGGGAUCCGGCCGAAGCUGUGGCAACCUUCAAUGUUGAUAACAAAUCGGGCAAGGAGCUGCGCCAGUACUUGGCCCAUUUGAGUGAGCAGGCCGCAGCUGGCGACAACAGUGUCCUACCCUGCGUCGUAGUCCUGGACAACCUCCACAAGGCCGGUCCUUUGGCUGACGCCCUAGGAUCCUUACCCCGCAAUUUGCCUUGCCUCCUAGGAACGAUGGCCCAGUCGGCUUGUUCAGCAACAAGUUUGCAGCUGCAGCACGGCUUCAGGUGGGUGCUAGUGGCCCCACACAUGGAACCGGCCCGAGGCUUGUUGGGCAGGGUGCUCAGGCGUCGCCUCGCCACGUUGGAGCUGGAACAGGGACCCAAACCGGAGCUGGCCGCCAUCCUUGGCUGGUUACCCAGAGUGUGGCAGCACCUGAACGCGUUCCUCGAAACCCACAGCUCAGGAGACGUGGCCAUAGGCCCCAGACUGUUCCUCAAUUGUCCACUGGAAUUGGACGCAGCCAGAGCCUGGUUCGCCGACGUCUGGAACUACUCGCUGGCGCCGUAUUUGCGCGAGGCAGCGCGCGAGGGUCUCCAACUCUACGGUAGGAGAGCGCCCUGGACAGACCCCACGCAGUUCAUACUGGACACGUACCCGUGGCCCGGUGCUUCUCCCCAGGGAUUGACGACUAUUCCUGCGAAGGACGUAGGCAUUGAGACCGGUCCGGCCGCCCAGGCCGAGAACGACGGCGAUCCGCUGCUGAACAUGCUCAUGCGCCUCCAAGAAGCCGCCAACUAUUCGAGCCCGCACUCGAACGACUCGGAUUGUAACAGCUUAGAUUCGAAUUUGACACACAACAGCAACGUGGGCACCGAAAGCGUGUCCUAACUUAUUAACAUUCUAAACAAUUAUAUAGAUUAUUACUGGAAAAUGUUUUUUUAUACCGAGUAAAGAAGCUAUUUGCUUAAUAAUCUGCUGUUCCACAAUAACUUAGUACAAAUAGCCUUAAUUAACUCCAACCAAAUUUGUGCAUAAACACGAAGCAACUUGAACUCUUUUUAUUAGUAUAAUGCGAAAUUUAUAAUUAAGGUACUAAUGACAACUGUUUUCAGUGACAAAGAUGACUAUAAAUAAAGUGCUUCAAAUUUUUACAUGUAAUAUAAUGUUUAUAAGCUCGCUGUUUGUUGUAAUUAUUUAUUUUUGUGAGGAAAUAUACAAAACAUGCGUCAAUGUACAAAUAUUUUGUAUAUUUUCUAGUUUGUCUGUGUUUUAUGAGUAUUUCUGGUCAAAAUAACCAAUAUUUAUGUAAAUAUGUUAUUUAUAUUAUACAUUUAUACAAAAUAUAAAAUUUUCUAUGCCUAUGUUUAUUAUAUUUAUAUUAACAUAUAAAAUGUUUUAAUAACUUUUAUACAAAUUGUAUAAAUUGCCAUAAAUUAUUACAAAGAACAA
Aethina tumida (small hive beetle) is the source of this 6699-nucleotide messenger RNA. Its product is annotated as protein sickie. The coding region runs from base 16 to 6138 and encodes 2040 amino acids. Gene Ontology annotation, biological process: nervous system development; neurogenesis. The record is from RefSeq and is a predicted model, not a curated record. The transcript has 23 exons. Gene Ontology annotation, molecular function: protein binding; ATP hydrolysis activity; ATP binding. Lineage: Eukaryota; Metazoa; Arthropoda; Insecta; Coleoptera; Nitidulidae.